AUGCAUUUCAGUUUUUUUUGUCAAUUUGCAGAUAAAUCAUACCGUUUGAGCAUUGCGUUACCCGGAUCGAUAUUGAAUAAUGCACAAAGUCCCGAGCUGAGAACUUAUCUGGCUGGACAGAUCGCUCGUUCUGCAGCUGUUUUUUGUGUUGAUGAAGUGGUGAUCUUUGAUGAAACGGCUCGUAUGAAACCAGAAGAACAAGAAGCAUAUUACACGGGUAAAUGGUACGCCGAGAAACCGAUUCGAGAAGGAAAUGUCGAAUGCAAUUUCCAUAUGGCUCGAAUACUUGAGUUCUUGGAAUGCCCACAGUAUUUGAGGAAAACGUUAUUUCCUUUGCAAAAAUCGUUGAAAAAUGCAGGUGUUCUCAACCCACUGGAUUGUAUGCAUCAUUUACGUGUUACUGAUAUGUCAAUUUCGUAUCGUGAAGGAGUGGUUCUGAAUAAGCCGGUCAAAAAAGGUCGCGGAUCACUUUGCUAUGUCGGUUUGGAAAAGGAAGUACAGUUGGAAAAUGAAGUGAAUUUACCCGCUGGAACGCGCGUCACGGUUCAACUAACAAGCACAAACCUUGAUGCGAAUCGAUUACGUGGAGCUGUAUCGAGCGCUCGUCGAGUUCGUGAGGAGAGUGGUGUCUACUGGGGUUAUAGUGUACGUAUUGCAUCGUCUCUGUCAGAUGCACUCAAUGGCUCUGAAUAUGACACUAUCAUUGGCACAUCGGAACGAGGUGAACCCAUCGAGAAAUUUCAGUUACCUUUGAGUGAAAAAAAUCGAAUUUUGUUGGUAUUUGGUGGAUUGAAUGGCUUGGAGGCAGCAGUAGAUGCGGAUGAAAAUAUUCGACAAACUGAUCCGGCACAGCUUUUCGAGCACUACGUUAAUGCAGUGCCUGAGCAAGGAAGUCGAACUAUACGCACCGAAGAGGCCAUUCCGAUAACGCUUUCUGCCAUCAGAAUUAAGCUGGAAUCUCUCUUAUAG
This is a messenger RNA of Anisakis simplex (herring worm), 969 nucleotides long. NCBI's taxonomy places the organism in Eukaryota, Metazoa, Nematoda, Chromadorea, Rhabditida, Anisakidae. The record is from the annotation of a GenBank genome assembly.